UCUAGCGCGAAUAUUUGUAAAUUAAAAUGGCCGACAGCGACGAUGAAAAAACACUUGCAGCUUACGAAAGUCUAGAGCAAAUACAGCGGUUGAAAGCAGCUCUUCAUUACACUGUUGGCAAAAUUUGCGAAACAUAUGCAAAGAAUGAAAGAUUGAAAUACUCAAAGCAGUUUAUUGCUGCGUUAACAGAGACAACCUUCAGAGAAAUAGAUUCUUUUGCAACAGAUCUGGAGCUUUUUGCCAAACAUGCAAAGCGUAUUGUCAUAAAUGCAGAUGAUGUUAUUUUACUCAGCAGAAGGAGCUCUUCUUUGAAUCAGCAUAUGAAAGAAAUACACCAAGAGCUUGCUGAGGCACAUGUCACAGAAAGAGCAAACAAAAAAGCGAAGAAAGUCAAGAAGCAAAAACUGGCAUUAACGUCCAACGAAAUUGAUGAUUAGGUAAUGCAGAAAAGUACUGGUACUGAUUCUUGGCGACAAAACCAUUUCUUAUCAAUUGUUAUGACUGCCAUAAAAUGUGAUGCAGGUAGCUUUUCAGUUCUCUGGCAUAAAAGCUUAAGAUGUGGUGAGUGUUUUGGUGAAAAAUAGUUGGAUAGUUAAACAUAAACUUCUCAAUGAGGCAUUCUAACUUUGUGAGUGUGUGUAUGACUAUCCUCCUGCAUGCAAACUUGUAAACAUAUUGAAAAUUUAAAUACCAUCUCCAUUGGAGUAUCUUGAUUUUAUAUGAAA
This is a messenger RNA of Xenia sp. Carnegie-2017, 725 nucleotides long. RefSeq names its product centromere protein S-like. NCBI's taxonomy places the organism in Eukaryota, Metazoa, Cnidaria, Anthozoa, Malacalcyonacea, Xeniidae. Gene Ontology annotation, biological process: replication fork processing; resolution of meiotic recombination intermediates. Gene Ontology annotation, cellular component: FANCM-MHF complex; Fanconi anaemia nuclear complex. The transcript is spliced from 6 exons. The coding region runs from base 27 to 437 and encodes 136 amino acids. Gene Ontology annotation, molecular function: chromatin binding; protein heterodimerization activity. The record is from RefSeq and is a predicted model, not a curated record.